Messenger RNA from Cladocopium goreaui, 552 nucleotides. The record is from the annotation of a GenBank genome assembly. Lineage: Eukaryota; Dinophyceae; Suessiales; Symbiodiniaceae.
AUGGCGAACAAGAAGGAGGCCGUCAGCAAUGCCAUGCAGGAAGCCCGCCGUGAAAGAACCAGCAAGGCUGUUGCAGCAGAAGUUCCUUUCAACCUGGAUUCUGUUCUGGCCAUGCUUCAUCAGCAUGGUGCGGUGGGAGCAGGUGAGGCUUCAAGCCGGGCAGCUGGAAGAGAGACUGGUGCCACCGGAAAUCCUCAAGAGCAACCGGCGGACCCUUCAGACAACGUAGAGGAUGAAGGCUUUGGAGAUGAAGAUGAGGGAGUUGCGUCUCGUUUGGCUAGUUUAGGAGGUAAGAAGAUGGCUUCUUUGGCCAAGACUGGAAGUAGGGCAGUGGCAAAGCCAGCCGCCAAGGUAGUGGCGAAGGCAGUUCCCAAGACAACCCAGGCAGUGCCGAAGACAACUCCAGCAGUUCCUGCGGGCACAGUGCAGCCAGCAGCGCCUGUGCCAAAACCAAGUCCAUCAGCCAAGCCUUCUAACCAAGAAAGACGCGCCUGCUGGCCAUCGAGAGUAUGUUUGCGAUGGCAAUUUGACUCACGCUUGGGUCUUCUGUGA